Messenger RNA from Dovyalis caffra, 1413 nucleotides. The record is from the annotation of a GenBank genome assembly. Lineage: Eukaryota; Viridiplantae; Streptophyta; Magnoliopsida; Malpighiales; Salicaceae.
AUGGAAAUUCUUCUAUCGCAGACCGUCUUGGCUCAAUCAAACCCCAUCAUCCAUCCUCCAGUGUUUCUUCAAUACCCACACUCUGCAGAACUUCACUCCAAACAUCUUUACAGUAAGGAGAGAUGGACAGAUGAUUCUGCAUUAAUAUUCCUACCUGUGUAUAAUUUUCAAACCCUGGAAGAUAGCCUGUUAUGUGCUGCAAGUCAGGCAAUAAAACUAUCCCUGGGAAUAGAUGACUAUAAAAAAGUUCUCUCCCAGAUGAAGCCAAACAGCAUCCUUGGGCUUUCCGAUGGAUUUCAUCUUGGGCAUUUGCAGUCAAUGAAACUUGAUUUUCCAAAGAACAUUGGUGUGAUUACUGUUUGCCCUAAGGGAAUAGGUCCUUCUGUAAGGAGACUCUAUGUUCAAGGAAAAGAGAUCAAUGGUGCUGGAAUUAAUUCUAGUUUUGCAGUCCACCAGGAUAUCGAUGGUAGAGCCACAGAUGUUGCCUUGGCAUUGUCAGUGGCCAUUGGUUCGCUUCUCAUAUUUGCCACUACACUAGAGCAGGAAUACAAGAGUGCUAUCUUGAGGGAGCAGGGCAUUUUACCAGGUGCUGUUCAUGGCAUCCUGUGUUCCUUAUUUCGAUGGUACACUGAAAAUGGAAUGAGUGAGGAUGAAGCUUACGAGAGCACUGUUGAGUGCAUAACAGGAAUUAUAUCCAAGGCUGUAUCAACCAAGGGAAUGCUGGAUGUAUACAGUUCCUUAUCUGAAGAAGGCAAAAGGGAAUUUGAGAUUGCAUACAGCGCCUCAUAUCAUUCCUGCUUUGCCAUCUUACAUGACUGCUAUAAUGGUGUAGCCUGUGGUAGUGGGAUGAGUAGUGUUCUCCUUGCUGGGAAUCCGCUUCUCUUUCAUGAAAAGGAUGGUCUGGUAGCUUUUCCAACGAGUAAAAUUGAUCAAACACGUGCUUGGAUUGUUGGUGAACUAGUCCGAUCUGGCCAGCCAAGAGGGAGCUUAGUUCCACUGCAUCCUUUCACUUGUGGUGUCUUUAUGGCAUUAAAGAUGGCCUGGGUUGAAAUUUUGAGGAAGAAAGGGCUAUCAUACUCUGCAAUAAUCCAUGGAUCUGUGAUAGAGUCUGUGGAUUCCCUGUAUUCCCUUAUGCAUGCCCUUGAAGCUCCUUAUAUGCUUGAUAACUGCUCUGCCACAGCAACAUUGGAAUCAAGGAAAUGGGCUCAUCUUUUUGACUAUUUUCUCAACCAGCGAGCAUUGGUGGCGGUGGACAAUGGUGCUCCUAUCAACCAUGAUCUCAUCAGUAACUUAAUAUCAGAUCCUGUGCAUAGAGCCAUUGAAGUCUACGACCAAUUGACCUCCACCGUCAGCACUGGAGUGCCAUCAGAUAUUGGCUCUGUGCGACCUGAGUUAGGCCAAUCUAGCAACUAA